GGUUAAGGAGCGCCCUGUUCGAGCUCUUUGACGAUUUCGACAGAGUGCCAAAAUAUGGCUGGCUCAGCGGAUUACACAGUGACUCCGUCACGGUUCCCAGCGACUACUAAAACCGCGUCGACGUCCAUCAAAGGCACCGAAACGACCGCAACAACGGUCUACUUCGCAGACAAGAUCCUGAUUACAGUAACGCAGAACGGACGCCUAGCGCACUGGGUACACGUCCCGCUCGACAUCGCCCCAACCGAUGCCUCUCUGACCUCGAACCCCUACCUCGGCCGCGACGAAGACGAUCCUUCCUCUGAUCUCCUUCCCAUGCACCAUCUCACAGCUACUACCGUAUUGGGUGGCGGGAUGCAGGAGGUCGAUGUGCUCGGUCAGACGCUCGCAACGCAGAUAGCAAGCGCGGUCAAGACAAGCAAUUCGAGGGAAAUGAGGACAGUAGUUUUGGGCUCGGGGCUGGAUAAAAGCAUGAGUGGGAGGGAAGAAUUCAGUGAGGUCGUAGGCUUGGUAUUGGAGGUGCUAUGAUGUAUAAGGACCUUGCAUGGACGGAGUUCAGGUUUAGGCGGGAUCUUCAAAGGAUGUUUAGGGACACGGCGAGGAAUCCGGGCUAAGAGGUGUAUAGGGAGCCCUCCCGGUCAGCGUGGCACGGAACCCCAAUUCGAAAUGGGACAUUAGCCAAUUGUAGAGGAUGUGAAAGUGUCGGGUUUCUAAGCUACAAUCUUAAGAUCUUGAUCACACCUCCAUGGGUGAGCCCAAGCUCCUCCAUAAGUGAAUCAC
Trematosphaeria pertusa is the source of this 780-nucleotide messenger RNA. RefSeq lists its product as uncharacterized. The record is from RefSeq and is a predicted model, not a curated record. The coding region runs from base 55 to 528 and encodes 157 amino acids. Lineage: Eukaryota; Fungi; Ascomycota; Dothideomycetes; Pleosporales; Trematosphaeriaceae. The transcript has 2 exons. Gene Ontology annotation, biological process: proteasome assembly.